Molecule: messenger RNA, 1341 nt
Organism: Phycomyces blakesleeanus NRRL 1555(-)
Lineage: Eukaryota; Fungi; Mucoromycota; Mucoromycetes; Mucorales; Phycomycetaceae
Exons: 8
Coding region: 1-1341 (446 amino acids)
Cellular component (GO): endoplasmic reticulum membrane
Molecular function (GO): phosphatidate cytidylyltransferase activity
Source: RefSeq, a predicted model, not a curated record
AUGGGAAAAACAAAGAAAAAUACUCAAAGAUCUGAAAGAUCUCCUGAGGCACCCAGCAGAACAAACUCUGUAGUUGCCAAUGACAAGAAGAAAGUACAACCACGAGAGAAUGCUGAAAAGGAACCAGUUCUUUUGGCAGCCGAGAAAUCUUCCACCAAAUGGCGCAACAUGGCCAUCAGAACCUCAACAACCCUCUUGAUGAUCAGUGCCUUUUUCUUUACUCUGGCAUCUGGUUACAUUUGGUCAAUUGCGGCAGUUAUGAUCAUCACUGUUCUUGUCUACCGUGAAGUCAUUCAGCUUGCAUAUGUACCAGCCAAGAGCAAAAACCUGAGAUGGUUCAAGACGAUGAGCUGGUACUUUUUAAUUACAACCGAGUAUUUCCUUUAUGGCGAAUCUAUCAUCUAUUACUUCAAGGAAAUCGUCAUGGUUGACGCGUUCUUGUUACCAUUUGCUACUCACCAUCGAUUCAUCAGUUUUAUGCUCUAUGUUCUUGGUUUCGUUUUUUUUGUCACCAACUUGAAGAAGGGAGAAUACAAGGCACAGAUGGCACAAUUUGGAUGGACUCAUAUGUCUCUGUUCUUGAUUGUCGUCCAGAGUCAUUUUAUUGUGGAUAACAUCUUGGAAGGGUUGAUUUGGUUUGUCAUGCCUGCGUCUCUAGUGGUUAUCAAUGAUAUCUUUGCCUAUGUGUGUGGAUUCUUCUGGGGAAAGACUCCUCUUAUCCAAAUCAGUCCCAAAAAAACAGUCGAAGGCUUUGUGGGUGCUCUCUUGUGUACUCUUGUGCUUGGAUUCUUUGUGACUACCCUCUUGAUGAGAUUUGACUACCUCACAUGUCCAGUUCAGGAUCUUGCUGCUUCUGCAUGGUCCAACGUUUCUUGUGAGCCAAAGAACCCAGUAUUUACUGCUGCUCCUUGGCAUCUUCCAUCGAUAGUUCGCUACUUGAUCAAGAUCACGGUAUGGAUUGCUCCGGUUCAGCUGCACACAAUUAUGAUGGCCUGCUUUGCUUCUUUGAUUGCUCCUGUUGGUGGAUUCUUUGCCAGUGCUGUCAAACGUGCUUUCAAGAUCAAGGAUUUCGGAGACACUAUUCCUGGCCAUGGUGGUUUGACUGAUCGUAUGGACUGCCAGUUCUUGAUGGGAUUCUUUGCACACAUGUAUUAUCACAGCUUUAUCAAGAUGUACAAUGUAUCGGUCGGAACCAUCUUGGCACUGGUGAUCAAUAACUUGUCUCAAAGAGAGCAAGUUGAACUCUUGGCUAGACUGAAUAUGUACCUUGAAAAUCAAGACAUCAUGACACACAACAUUGAUGCAUUCUUUCAAAAGGCUCAAAGUCUUUUGCAAGGAUAA